Molecule: messenger RNA, 2981 nt
Organism: Orbicella faveolata
Lineage: Eukaryota; Metazoa; Cnidaria; Anthozoa; Scleractinia; Merulinidae
Product: plasma membrane calcium-transporting ATPase 4-like
Biological process (GO): regulation of cytosolic calcium ion concentration; calcium ion transmembrane transport
Cellular component (GO): intracellular membrane-bounded organelle; plasma membrane
Molecular function (GO): P-type calcium transporter activity; ATP binding; ATP hydrolysis activity
Source: RefSeq, a predicted model, not a curated record
CUCCUUUGUCGGUACUCCAAUCCAGCAUUUACGUGGGCUUAUGACUUAUCCAGCUCAAAGCAAAUGUCCGUUUUUUUCAAGUCUUGCCUUGGCAAUGUUGUUGAAAUUCUACUCUGAGUCCCAGAGAUUGAAGGUGAAACAUAUUUAUCGUUAAUUUUGGCAUGUUUCUUUUUUUUUUUUUUUUGCGGUGGUACUUUCGUUUUCUGUUCUGUCCGUGACGUCAAUUUGUUAAACAAACACGCGGCCACGGGGCGUUGUUGAAGCUUAUUUGCAUUGUUUCUUUCCAAUUUAGUUUGUCUUUAGGCGAUAAGUCCAAACACAUUGACAACCCUUCAUUUGAUUUUAGGGGUGUGAACCUUGUGUAUUCCCUCUGUGUCCCAUACACGUUUACAGACCUCUGCAUCAUGACGGACGAACUGGACAGAAGGUUUAUUCCUGACUUCAGCAACACUCCUAAGGAGAAGUUACUAGAAGUCAUGGGAGGCCGAGGUGGCGAAGCUAUUGCUGUUAUUGAAGAGAAGUUUGGAGGUGUUAAAAACAUCAUUCAUGAACUUCACACUUCGGCGAACAAAGGAAUAAUUGGCCUUCAGGACGGUGUUAGACACAGGCAAGAAGUGUUUGGAAGAAACGUAAUUCCUUUAGAUCAACCUAGAAACAUUUUUAACUAUCUUCUUUGUGCUAUGAAGGACUGGGUGAUAUUGAUCUUGUUUGGUGGGGCUUUGAUUUCUGUUAUUCUGGGUGCUGUCUUUCCUGAAAAGUGUGAGGGUCAUGAUUCUUUUGCUGUGGUCAUGUAUGAGGGUAUUGGAAUCAUGAAUACUGUCAUGGUCAUGAUACUAUUGAUAGCUUUCAGUGACUACCUGAAAGAGAGCGAUUUCCGUAGCCUGCAUUCCAAAAUUAACAGAGAGCGUAAAGUUAAAGUCAUCCGAAGUGGACAAGUUAUAGAGCUUCUUGCAAGGGACAUUGUUGUAGGUGACUUGUGCCAGUUGAACAUUGGAACUCUUAUCCCAGCUGAUGGAGUUAUUGUGCAGCAAAAUGAGCUUUUUGUCAAUGAAUCAGCUUUAACAGGUCAGAGAAGUAUGGUACCUAAGGCAACAGACCCCUUGGUGUUCGCUGGCACACACAUUGUUGAUGGGUCUGGUAGGAUGGUUGUGAUGGCUGUUGGACUCCACACACAGCUGCACAUGAGGGACACUCGAUCUCCCACAACACCUUCAAUUGUUACAUUUAGGGCAGCUUUCCCUGAUGAAGAGGAUGUUAAUGUGGAAUCUGCUUCAUUUGAGCAUAAGGAAGAUACUGCAUUAUUGCAAGGGAAAAUAAACAAGAUCCAAGUGGCUCUUGGUCAUGUCAGCAUCGUUCUAGCACUUGUUGCCAUUCUGGUCAUAAUUAUCCGCUUUAGUGUUCAUACCUUCUCCACAAUGGGUCUAUCCUUUGAACCCAGUCAUUUUAAUGAAUACAUCAGAUCUUUAAUAAUCGGUGUUGUUGUCCUUAUAAUUGCUGUCCCAGAAGCACUGUCUCUAGUGAUAUCCACCUCCCUGGCAUUCUGUGUCAAGAAAAUGUACCAUGACAGAGCCUUGGUGCGACAUGUCAAUAUGUUAGAAACAAUGGGUAAUAUCACAAACAUUUGCUGUAACAAGACAGGAGUCCUCACACAGAACCGCAUGGUUGUGGCAAAGAGCUAUAUUGGUGAACAAACUUAUGAAAGUGAGCCAAGACAGUACAAAGAGAGCAUUCCGCAAACUCUGUUUGAAGAUCUAUGCAAAGCCAUUUCUGUCAAUACCAGUUAUGCUGCAGAAAUCCUGCAAGCAGCAGAAGACAAAAUUCCAAAGCAGAGUGGAAACGAGACAGAUGCUGCUUUGUUGCAGUUUUUGUCUGAGUUUGGUGAAUACUACCAGUCAUGGAGAGAUGACUAUCCUGAAAAUAAAUUGAUCAAGGUCUUUGAGUUCACCCCUGAUCGUAAAUGUAUGACAACAAUUAUAAGUGAUGAUCAUGGAGGGUACAAGGUAUAUUCCAAGGGAGCUGCUGAAGUACUCCUUGAACUUUGCACCCAUGUUGUUGGAAUGAAAGGGGAGCUGAAAGAAUUUAGUAAGGAGGAUGCUGAGAAUCUUUCAAGGGAUCUAAUUGACCCAUGGCAGCAGAAAGGCUUGCGUGUUCUUUGUUUAACCACUAAGAAUAUCUUUCCUGAAGAUGGUGAGAAACUUCUGAGUAAAAGGGAGAAAGAAAUAUUGCAAGAUUUGAUACUCCAGGCAGUUGUAGGCAUUGAAGAUCCAGUCAGAGAACAGGUACCAUAUGCUAUAAGGCAAUGUCAGAAGGCUGGUAUUACUGUGCGUAUGGUGACUGGAGAUAAUGUAAUCACUGCAAGGUCUGUGGCUGUCAAAUGUGGCAUCAUCAAACCCAAUGAUGAAAGCCUCGUGUAUGAUGGAGAAGAGUUCAAUUCAUACAUCAGGGACCCUGAUAAAAAGAUUAAUACUGACCGUUUUAAUGCUAUGUGGCCGAAACUGUGUGUCCUGGCAAGAUCCACACCUUUAGAUAAGUUCACAUUAGUGAAAGGGAUGAUGGAGAGUCAUGUUAAACCUGCUGGAGAGAUUGUAGCUGUGACAGGCUCAGGGGCUAAUGAUGGCCCAGUGUUAAGAAUGGCAGAUGUUGGCUUCACUAUGGGGGUGGCAGGCACUGACAUUUCUAAGGAGGCUUCUGACGUCAUACUUUUAAAUGAUGACUUUAACAGUAUUGUAAAUGCCAUUAAGUGGGGACGCCAUAUCUACCACACCAUCCUUAAGUUUCUACAGUUUCAAUUCACUGUCUGUUGGGUUGCCGUUAUCAUAGUAAUCUUUGGAGCAGCAAUUGUUGGUGUAAGUAAAAUCUGUUAUUUAUGCCAGUGCUCAUCUCAUCUGUUGUUUCUGGACUGAGGAAGUAAUUUGAGUCUAUUGCUAUUAUUGCUAUUGCUAUUACUAGCACUAGCACUAUUACUAUUACUAUUACUAGCA